UCAAUUAGUGGGGUUUCUUGUUGGAAGCACUGAUUUCAUACAGGGAGAUUUCUUUUUAGAGAAAAUCCGGCCCUGUGCAGGCAGGAAACUCUUUGAAAAUCUAAUGAAGAACACACCAGUCAUGCAGCGUUUUCAGUCUCAGAGCAACAUUGGUUAACAAAGCUCCUCUUCUGCGUCUCUUCUGCUAAAAGCUAGACCGUGGUGGCUGUAAGUGUAGCCUGCACUAUCAGUGUUGGACAGUGUCCAGCCAAAGAGGCUCUUUGCCCUGCCCUCAGGCCUCUUCAGCUCGUGGAUCUCCGUGCGGAGGAACGCCUCUUUGGUGGCUGUGACAGGGAGAAUUAGGCAAGAGAUGCGGGUUCACUUGCCCUGCAUAGGGGCUUAUCUUGAGCUAAGCUGAGGGACUAAUAGCAAAGCCAGCCUCUGCUCCAGCCGGUCUGAGGGCACAGGGAACCAUCUGUCCACUCUGUGGAUAACUGACAACAAAGGGGGCAAACAUUGAACACGGACUGCAAACUUCAAGGCUCUUCAUUUAGGUGCAAAGCAGAAAUAAAGAAGAGGAGCAAGAGUUUUGUUUAUAAGAGUGCUAAUUUUAAAGCUUGGAAAACGCAGAAUGUCUGACAAGGAAGACAUGGCUACAGAUGGAAAUCUGAAUGUUACACUGACACUGAGGCUGCUGAUGCAUGGAAAGGAAGUAGGCAGCAUAAUUGGAAAGAAAGGAGAAACAGUAAAGAAAAUGAGGGAGGAGAGUGGUGCACGAAUCAACAUAUCGGAGGGAUCAUCACCGGAGAGAAUAGUUACCAUCACAGGGCCAACAGAAAGCAUUUUCAGAGCGUUCUCCAUGAUCGCACAGAAGUUUGAGGAGGAUAUUACUGCAGCAAUGACGAACAGCAGCGUGACAAGCAAGCCACCUGUGACACUUCGCCUGGUUUUCCCAGGGAGCCAGUGUGGCUCACUGAUUGGCAAAGGAGGCUCAAAGAUCAAAGAAAUCAGAGAGACCACAGGCGCUCAGGUUCAGGUGGCAGGAGACAUGCUGCCGGACUCCACAGAGAGGGCUGUCACAAUCUCCGGCACUCCACAAGCCAUUACUCAGUGUGUAAGACACAUCUGCUCUGUCAUGCUGGAGUCUCCACCAAAAGGAGCAACAAUUCCCUACCGUCCCAAGGCUAUGCCUAUACCUGGGGCCCACGCAGUUUUGGCUCCACAACACUCAGCACAAGCCUUUGCACUACCAGGGCAGUAUGCGUUCGCACAUCAGGAUUUGACCAAGCUUCACCAGUUGGCUAUGCAGCAUAUCCCCCUCCCUUCCCUUGGGCAGAGCAACCCUACCUUCCCUGGUACGUACCCACGGCUCCCCGGGGAAGUCCAUCUAUUCCCCUGUCUUCACUCCUCUUCGAAUCACAUCUUCAAAACAACACUUUCACAUCAGACUUCAGAGAGGAUCAAGGAUGUCUCCAUUUUUCCAGAGUUUAAAUACUCUCACUCAGGAUUGGAUGCAUCUGCCCCCACAAGUUCACAAGAGCUGGCAAUACCCAAUGAUUUUAUUGGCUGUAUAAUUGGGAGACAAGGCAGCAAGAUCAAUGAGAUUCGCCAGGUCUCUGGAGCUCACAUCAAAAUUGCCAGCGCAACUGAUGGAUCAGCCGUGCGCCAAGUCACGAUCACAGGCUCGCCAGCCAGCAUCAGUGUGGCCCAGUACCUCAUCAAUGCCAGCUUAGAGAUGGCUAAAUACACCAUGCAGGCCGCUUCCUCUGCGACCCCAGUUGACUUCAACAUGAGCUUCGCUCAAUCUCCCACUGCCUCCACUGCUGCUACCUCUAUGGCUGUCUUGGCAGCCACAUCCCAAGCCCCCACCACCAUUAACGUCCACACUCCCUCCACCUUAUCAGCCAUCCAAAACCCACACUACGCCGUCCCUGUUUCCAGUCUGCUUGGCAUGAAAACUCUCCCUGUCCUGGCUGUCCACUCAGCAGCUGCUUCCAGCCUAACACAGGGUUUAUCCCCUUACGCUGCAAAAAUGCAAACCUCUGGCAUCAAAAAAUCUGAGAGGCAGAAGUUUGCUCCUUAUUGAUGACAGUGUAGCUGACAGGUAAAACAUUAUUAAAUGAUGAGAGAAUACUUAAAACUUGGCCAUGAACUGGCUAAAAAGUAGCUUAUACUAGUGUGUGUAAGUUUUGCCAGUGUGGCACUUCUUACUGAUAAACCAGGAGAAUAUUAGAAAUAUGUCCUCAAUUAUUAAAACAGGUACCAGAUGUGCAUAUAUGCUCAGUAUUAUCUUAAGGGUGUGCAUAACAUUUAAUAAUGCUAACUCAGACUUGUAUGACUAUCAUAGAAAAAGAUAUUUUUUCAAAUGGACUCAUUUCAGAGCUUUAUAAGACUUAAACCAGGAGAGGUAUUUUCCAUGAUGCAAAUGUUGACUUAGUUGUCUAUCUGUAUAAAUAGUUUUUGUUAGUUAAUGCAAACGAGUAUCAUUAGAUGUGGUGCUCUGUUGGCAGCAGGCUGUUAAAUUGUUUGUCUUGUACAAUAGAAGUCAGUGUGUUAAAAUAAAGGAUCGCUCUACUCUCUUGUCAUCUUAACCUUUCCAUCACCAUAGGCUCUCAUCAACGCUAACAGGCUUGGGUGUUCUGUAGUAGCGUUGCACUGUAGCAGUUCUGAUGGGAUUAUCCUAAACCCACAUUGGAUUCUUGUGGAUUUCUCUCUACACAGUAUUUCCGUAAGGCAGGAAAGGCCUUACAAACUCAUUUAUUGUUUCUGUACGCCACCUUGUUUAUUCUCCAACCUAAGAGAGUGGAAGGCUUUGAAAUUCAGUGGCUGAAAUGGACGCUGAGCAAUUAUUGUAAUAAAUGUUUUAUUCAUGUUUUUGGUGGGGGUCUACUCCCAAACAAUGCAGAAUUGUAAUAUUUGUUGAUGAAAUGACUU
Messenger RNA from Labrus mixtus (cuckoo wrasse), 2913 nucleotides. RefSeq lists its product as uncharacterized. The transcript has 13 exons. Gene Ontology annotation, cellular component: nucleus; cytoplasm. Gene Ontology annotation, biological process: negative regulation of mRNA splicing, via spliceosome. Gene Ontology annotation, molecular function: mRNA binding. Bases 611 to 2065 code for a protein of 484 amino acids. NCBI's taxonomy places the organism in Eukaryota, Metazoa, Chordata, Actinopteri, Labriformes, Labridae. The record is from RefSeq and is a predicted model, not a curated record.